AACGUCUCAAUGGCGACAUGUAGCAGCUCGCCGGCGUUAGCGUGUGGCGGGCCGAGUGUCCCUUCCUGCGCCUCAGCCCGAGUCCUCACAGGAUUGUUUAGCUUCGGCGGUGAAAGUGUUGGAGAGCAGAAACCUGUUAUUUUAUGUGGUUGGUUUUGAUCCACGGUGCACAUCAGUGGUGACAGGAAAAGACGGUGCUCGUCAACCGAAGACGACACCAUGGAGCCGUCUAGUAAAAAGCAGCAACAUCAACACAAGCAAGAUUUAGGAACUUCAACUAAAAAGAAGAAGGACAGGGAAAACCGAAAUUCCAUAUCCAAUGAUUUAGUUUUUGACUGGACCCAAAAGAAUGAGAUAGUGGCAGUGUCAGUACUGGUGGGUCCAGGUCAUGACAACCGAACUGUUAAUAUCCACACUGAGCCGACACGACUGUCUGUGUCCCUGCUCGAUGGAAGGAAGUUCUCUACCAAACUCUAUGAAACCAUUGUACCUGAGGGAACUUCCAUCUCCUUCAAAGGACCUCGAUGUAUUAUAAAACUCCUGAAAAAUGACCCCAACAUAGAAUGGCUUCAACUAGAGCCUACCAAGAAAACCCCCGAAAGAAUUAUUACCAGCAGAGUAAAAUCAUCAUCACCAUCUCCGGGCAAAAAUGCUGAAAAGGAAGACUUUGACGACAAAGUUGACAAUAAUGUCAUUCCAGUCACAAAUAUCAAGACUGACCAUGUAGAGAGAGAUGCAGAGUCUCUCCUAGUGAUAUUUCUCUAUGUGAAAAAUGUUAAUAAAGAAACUUCUUAUCUUAAGUUCACUGAAGAUUCUGUGACUGCACGAUUCUCUACAAGUGAUACGCGAUUUCUUCAGCAACACCCGGGCUCAAAUGAAGAAUCUGUAUUUGGGUGGUACUUGACUCUUAAAGAUAGAGUUGUCCUGGAUGAAUGCAAGUUCAAGAUUAAUGCAAAUAAUAUAGAAAUCAAGCUUAAAAAGCAAACCAAAAAAAAGUGGGGCUCUCCAACAACUGUUGCACCUGAGACUGGAAGUAACAAAGUUGUCAAAAAUACAUGGAUGGCGGCAAGCAAGUCGGAAACCCCAAGUCUUUCCAAUAUCCCACCUGCACCACCAACACCACCAACCCCAACAGAUAGCAAGAAACCCAUGUGCUUAGUGUCUCCCGUGACCAAAGGAAUGCGCGGCAGCCCACCAACCAACUACCCUUCCUCGUCAAAUGUGUGUGAUGGAGGUGGUACAGUUACCCCUCGAGGAACUACUGGUCUAGAUAACAUAGGCAACACUUGCUUCAUGAACAGUGUUCUGCAGUGCCUAGUCAACACUCAAGAACUCAGGGAAUAUUUCUUAGAUUCAAAUUUCCAGCAGGAUAUCAACAAAGAUAAUCCCUUGGGCAUGGGAGGGAAAUUGGCUGUGUCCUUUGCCAUUCUCAUGAAGCUUCUGUGGUCCGGGUCACUGAGGUCUCACGCGCCCACCAAACUCAAGUCCAUGAUGUCAAUGAAGGCCAAUCAGUUUUCUGGUUUUGCCCAGCAUGAUGCUCAGGAGUUCAUGGUUGAGCUGUUAGAUGGUUUACAUGAGGAUUUGAACCGUAUUAAGAAGAAGCCUUACAUAGCCGAGCCUCCAGAUCUGGAUGGAUGGCCAGAUCACAAGGCUGCAGGCGAAUCAUGGAAGCUGCAUAAGAUGCGUAAUGAUUCUAUUAUCGAUGACCUCUUCAAAGGCCAGUUCAAGUCUACCCUUACUUGUCAUCAGUGUAAUAAAGUUUCAGUGAAGUUUGACGAAUUUUGCUGUCUGUCUGUCCCGAUACCAAAAGAUCAGAAGAUCAUCCAAGUGAUCUUUUUCUGGAAAGAUCCUUAUCAGAAACCCAAGAAGUUCUUUAUUAGAGUGUGUGCAGAUGCUGGAGUAGAAGAACUGAAGAAUGAAUUAUCAGAACUUACAGAAGUUCAGCCAAAUUGUAUUCAGGUGUUUGAAAUGUUCAAAUCGAAGAUCCAUAAGAUAUUUGUCAAACAGGCUUCCCUAUCAUCUGUUGUUCCCAGUGAUACACUCAUGGCUUACGAAGUCUAUAGUCAGCAUCAGGUUGGAGAGCCUGUAGUGGAAGUAGCAGUGGUACAGCGCAUGAUGAUUCCCAACCCCCCCACCCGCUGCGCUUACUGUUCUAGAAGUGCUGCUCCUGGGACCAAGCUACGACGCUGUACCAAGUGUUUCAGAGCUGGGUAUUGUCACCAGGCCUGCCAGAAAAAUCAUUGGUUGAAUCAUAAGGUACACUGCAAGCUGGUACCUGAGCCAGUGGGUUGCCCCUUUAUCCUGUCUCUCCCCGAAAGCCACGCCACCUACUCCCGCUUAACAAGAAUCAUGGAAGCCUAUGCUCGUUAUUCGGUCGAUAUCUUCCAGCCUCCCGUUUCUCAUGAUUCGUCCCACAGAGGGAGUGCCUCAAGCAUAGACCUCUCAAAUGAAGAAAAUGAUGACAUGGAGGUUGAAGAUGGCAGCAAUGAGGAGAGAGGGGAGAACAGUGAUGUGCUGAUGGCCAGUGAGAGUUCUCAGGGAGAUAUGCAGAAUCAGUGGCCGGAAGACUGUGCAGGGGGAAGUGAUGCUGGAGCUGCAGAUAGUGGAGGAGGCAUUGAUGGGGGAGGCAGCAGUGACAAAGGAGGAGGCAGUGAUGGAGGUGGUGACAGUGGCUGUGAUGAGCCUCCACAGCUCUCGUCUUCUCCCAGUGUCCGGGCAGUCCAGCCAAGAGGAAGCCUCCAGUUACCAUCUGCAACUCAACUUUUUGUUAUAAGGCCAGUCAACAACCGGGCUCAGAACCUGCCUGCUCCUAAUGGGGAGACUUUAGAGGAUAAAGGUGAUGAGCCUUUGGACCUGAGUGACAAGUAUUACCUAGCUAUGGAUUGGAGAACCAAUGAAAGGCUGCCUGUCCACUGUCUUGUUCAGAACAAAGAGGUGGACUGUGAAGUUGAAGGUUCAUAUUCAGUGCAGCGGAACCAGCAGACGAGCCUGGAGGCAUGCAUUGAUCUCUUUACACAGCCUGAAAAUUUAUCAGAGGGAGAUUCUUGGCGCUGUCCAAGAUGCAAAAUGCCUGUAGAAGCAACUAAACAAAUGAGUAUUUGGAGACUCCCUCAUAUUUUAAUAAUCCAGCUCAAGAGGUUCUCCUUCAAAUAUGUCCUCUACUCCGACAAGAUUGACAAGUUCGUCCAGUACCCAGUAAGAGGGUUAAAUGUACAACCAUACAUGUCGUGUGAGCCUGAAGACGGGCCUGCAAUUUAUGACUUGUAUGGAGUGAUUAAUCACAUGGGUCGCCUGCUUGGAGGUCAUUACACUGCAUAUGCUCGCACCACAGCAAAACAAGACUCCAGACAGUCGGAAGUUGACUGGAGGUUGUUUGAUGACAGCAGAGUGAAUUUCUGCCCAGAAUCUCGAGUCGUAAAUGAGCAAGCAUACCUACUCUUGUACCGACGUAGAGACACGCCAUUCACAGUUCACAGACCUCUGCCUCCCCCAGCACCAGUCGUCCAGGAGGAAACUGUACCUGAACAAACGGCUGAGAUGGAAGAAUCAACUCCUAUGUCAAUUUCCUCAACAUCACAGCUCUCCUCCUCUCAACCCUCUUCCUCAAGCCUAGAGGGCGAGGAACAAUUAAGUACCACUCAGGAAGAACUUGACUAGACCAGCGAGUAGUAGCACAACAUGUUUGGUGUCAAACAUGUAAUUGCAGAAAUGUGGAAAUAACGGCACUUUCCUUUUCUAUACUUGUAAAGCAUUUCUGGUUGUGUCAGGCACUUGGUACAGUACCACAUAGCAUGUCAGUAUUUCUUAUGCCAUCCAUCAAAAGGAAUCAUCACUUAAAAUAUCAGGUUUGGUUGUAUAAUUGAUGUAGCAAAACAUAGAUUAGACUAUUUCUGUUUUUUAUGUAGUAUUAAUUUAUUACAUUUUCUGCAUAACUUAUUUUUUUUAAUAAUUAUAUAAAGAAAAUGUCCUCCACUUUAAGAACUGGAAGCACAGAGAGGAAGGAAAUGGGGAGAGUUAGUUCUCUUGAAUUUGUGGUACUUUUCAUUUGCAACCAGUGGAAAGGAGUAUUAGUGUCUUGUGUAAGAUCCACACUCGUAAAUUAUUAUAUGUGCUAAAUCACUGACACUGUAAAUAGUAUCUUUUAUUGAAAAUAAAGUGUAAUUCUGCAGGUGAUUAGUGUGCAUUAAUGACUCUAAAAUUGUCAGUUUUACCUCAGGUGAAGGAAUAUAAUGUUUGGCAAGUGGCUGCAUGAUACAGCACUUUGACUUCUUCAUAACCUCAUAGUUCAACAAAAAUGCUAUAAUGAUUUUAGAUUUGAGCUCUUUAAAAGAUGAAUAUUUCUAUAUUUAGAGAACCCUUGUUGAUAGAUAAAUUAUGGAGUUCACAGAGCCAAAAACAAUAGUAGCUUUAAUAAGAAAAAGAUGUUUUAAUCUCCUUGAUUCACGGAGCAAGGAAUAAGGGGAACUUGCAAAUACAUGUUAGAUAAAUGGACUUUCAUGGGUUUUACUGCAUUGUCUGUAGUAAAUCAAAUAAUGACAUGUGUAAGAAUUGCAUUGGUAUUUCCACUAUAAGUGAAUAAUUUCUUUUUAUCCUUCAAAAGAGUCUUUUUUCAAACCUUAUGUCUGCAUUUUACCUAGCAUUAUACAUGGAAGUUGCUCAGACCUAUCGGCAUUUGUUCGUGGACUUAAGUAAAUUGCUGCAGGAAAUGACAGUGAAUUCUGUUGUCAUUUACUUCAGCUUUCCAAGCAUUCUCACUGAUUUUACAUUUUCUGGUAGGAGCACUUACUAAUUGUAAGAUGUCAUUAGAAGGGGCUUUUGUUUAUGGAUGGGAGCAUUUCCUUAGAAAGAUUGUGCUCAUCACAUCUUCACCAGUUGUGUAUUUUUACUUAUGUUGAAUGGUGCAGUUUAUAAAAGAGCAGAAUAAUGGUUCGAUAACAAGCAUUUCGUGUAUAAUUUUGUGGUGUAGGAAAUGAAAUCAAUCCCCAUUAUAUUGACAGUCCAGAAUUUAACUACUAGAAAGUUGGUAAUAUAACAAAUGAUUAUUUCCAAAUCAAGGUUGUCAGAAUCUGUGAGGAGAGCAUUUUAAAUGGAUAUGAAAGUUAGCAUUCGUACAGGAACAAAACCCUUUUCUUAUAUUCAGAAUUGUAAAAUGAUUGUUCUCAGUUUCUAGCAGUGACAGUGCUCAGAGGUUAACAAUUGUGGAUUGUUAGCACUGUCCAGAACUCUAUGUGGUAUGGGUUAUUGUGACACAUUUGUGUUCAUCCGAUAUAUGUAAUGGUUUGUAAUCUUUAAUGUGUUGUCUAUAUCUUUACCUCAAGUAGAUAAAAAACUCUUCUUCCACUUAAUGUGCAAAAUUCGUUUUAGUCAUCAUUCAUUAAAGAUAUAUUUGGAAGGGUCUUCAGAAUCUCUCAUAGAGAUCUUAACAAAACUCAGACAAAUAUGAUUUGUUACUUGGUAUUUCCACCUUAUAUUAUUGACCUUUGUGUGUAUAUUGCAAGAAAGGAAAGGGAACUGUUUUGUAGGGUCUAGUAAUGAGUUUGGGUUCUUUUUUCUUUUGUUUCUAUUUUUUAUUUUUCUGUUUCCUUUCUUCCAAACAUAAUGUUUAAAGGUAUAUGAAUUAAAUACAUAUUAUGCCUGACCAUGAGCAACUAUUUUGGGUAGUUGGAAGAUACAAGUAAAACUUCUAGCCCUUUCAGACUGAAAAUUACAUCUUUCUCUUAUCUUUCCUAAGUAAUACUAGUCUCUUGAAUGUGCACUCUGAGCUUGCAAGAAAGUUUGAACUUUCUGGAGGUGCAGCAUUUUUAGUUUUAUUCUUUUAACCCAAUGUCGCCUGGAAAAUGCUGUUCACUGUAGUAUUGUUUCGUGAAAUGUCACUCCGCAAAGAUGGCUCCACUUCUACUUGAUCACUAAGGAGUCCAUUAGUAGACCUUGUGACCUCACCUGAUUUGUUUUUGCUUGAUUCUUUUUCUUUUCUUUUUUCUUUACCAAAUGCCAUUAAUAUCAGUGUUGUUUAUAUUAUAAACAUUAUGUUAUUUACAUUACUGAUUUCAACAUAAGAUAAAAAAAAUGUUGCUGAAAAUCAAGGAAAGACUUAAGUAAUAAUAGUAACUGGCGCAUUAGUGAAUUUGUACUUUUGGAGCCAUUUAUGUGUAGAGACAAUUGAUAAAUGAAACGCAGUGGGCACAGCAUGUACGUAAAUACCAUCCCUGGCAGCAUUGGGUUAAUCUUGGAGAAAUUGAUUCUAUGCUGAAGCUUGUAGAAAGAUUACUGGAUAUAAUGGGAGUCAUUUAAGCAUACCUUUCUCAUAAGGAAUCCCGUAAGUUUUUUGUAGCCAAGUUUGAUAAAUUACCUGAUAAUAUAACCAUCUAAAUUAAUCAGUAAUUUUAAGGUACGUGUCUCUAGUGUCUUCCUUUGUAUAUUGGAUUCAAAAUUAUUCACUCGAUGGCUUGUAAGUUGACAUAAUAGCAUUUAAAUGAGGUUAAUUGACCUACAUUGUUGCAUGCUAGUCUUGAUCUGGUCACAAUGAAUUUGGUAACUGUAAGUAUUUGAAAUCAUUUUUGGACUGUAUAAAGGGAUAGAUUUUUUUUUAAAGCCUUUUUUUCUUUGUAUUUGCUUAACAAACCAGGCCAGGCUAAUGUGUAUUUAGUUUGUCAGAAUAACACUGUGCUUUUCUUCAGAAUUACACUGCUGUUCUUUAUCUGUUCAUAAAGUUUUCUCUCUCUAUACCUAUAUGCUUUUGAGGGUGAGAGAGAAGAGUGCAGAAGUGGAAUAUGGUUGAUGGAGAAUUUUAUGUAAUUGUGUGGAAAAAAAAGUUUUCAAAGAAAUUCAGUAUUGUUUCUGCCAUUUAUAGUUACAGUUUUGUAAGUGGUGUCUCCCCAUUUUGUAAGUGUUAUAUGUUCUGAAGUUGCUUCCUGUUCUGGAUAUUUCUUUGGUUGCAUAAGCAGUUUCUGUGUGUUGAAAGUGCUGUGCAUACCAGUCUCUCUUGUAUCUCUUCAAUUCUGCAUGUAGUGCUACUGAAUUCCUAGACACUGAUCUAGAACAUACCUCAUUUCAUGUGUUAAUAUGAUAAGGUUUAAUUUAUUUGUGUGUGCAUUGACUGUACUGUGUUUCACCCAUUUUUCAACUCUGUUGGAUAGUUAACUGACUUUUAUUUGGAUAUCAAUACACAUCAAGAUAAAACUUUUUUAUUUAUUUAUUUUUUUUACACUCCAGUGAUAUACAAUAACAUUUAUAUUCAGAUUUCUAGGUAGCAUUUGAAGAUAUGUAAGUCCUGUGAUUUGGAUACAUUUCAGAUAUCCUUUCUCUUAUAGACAUACAUCAUGUGAAAAGAGAAAUUAAAAAUAAACUACAUGUUUCUGUCUAUGAAAUCUGACAAUGUCUACCUGUAUUAGAGAACUUUUUUCUGUCAGUUGAUCUAUCAAUAUGUGAGGAGCAAUGUAGCCUUUUUCACAUUUACUUGAUCUCAUUGUCAUUGGAAUAUAACUUUAUAAUCUAAAUUACAAUAAAGAUGGCAUACUGCAGCCAAGGACUUGAUAGAAGUGCACUCUUAUUUUCGUUAAGAAAAUUGAGGUUCAUACAAGAAAUUGGUUUGACGAAGAACAUUGAAUAGAAAGUUAUAUAAAAUAAGUGAAUGCAUCAAGUAACAGCAAAAAACUAGAAUAUUUUGAAUUCCAAAUAAUUGGCUUUAUGUAGACUUUCUAGAAAAUAAACUCAGAUUUUGCUAA
Penaeus vannamei (Pacific white shrimp) is the source of this 7724-nucleotide messenger RNA. Its product is annotated as ubiquitin carboxyl-terminal hydrolase 19. Gene Ontology annotation, molecular function: cysteine-type deubiquitinase activity. The record is from RefSeq and is a predicted model, not a curated record. NCBI's taxonomy places the organism in Eukaryota, Metazoa, Arthropoda, Malacostraca, Decapoda, Penaeidae. Gene Ontology annotation, biological process: protein deubiquitination.